AUGGGAGGCUUUUGUGCAGGCGGAAAAAGGAGUAAAUAGAAUCCACUGUAAAUUUAGUUAAUUAAUUAAGGUUAUAUUUAUUGAAGGAAAGACCAUUAAGUACCUUAUUAGAUAUGUGGCCAUCAUCAUAUUUAUAAAUGCUUAAAUAAAAAUAUUUGGCUGUGAAUCCAAUAGAUGGAAUGGAUCAUUUAAAAUUUAGAACUUUGUUUCCAAAAUUAAAAUCAUAAAGUAAUAAGUUUAUAGGAUUAGGAAAACUCGUUGCAUGUUUUCAAAUGCUUUGAUUUUGACUAAAAUGGAAGAAUAGAUUUUAGG
Messenger RNA from Paramecium sonneborni, 312 nucleotides. Lineage: Eukaryota; Ciliophora; Oligohymenophorea; Peniculida; Parameciidae. The record is from the annotation of a GenBank genome assembly.